AUGCCCAAUCUCCUAACCUACUUAGGUGACACCCUCCCGUCUGUGGUCGGCAUAUGUGAGACAUGGCUUCCCCCUCAUCUUUCCCUCUCCUUUCCGGGCUACAACAUCAUCCGCAAAGAUCGUGGUCAAGGACGUGGAGGAGGAGUCCUUCUCGUCAUCCAUGACUCCCUCAUCUCAUCGCCUCUCCCUAUCCCUCAGUCUCAAGAUGGGCGUCUGGAGGUUGUUGCUGCCAAGGUUGGACUUGGUGGUGGCUGGGUCACGGUGGCAGUCUGCUACAAUCCUGGGGGUCCAGCUGGCUACCGAGAGUUUAUGCUCUACUUUUCCACCCUGCAGCCUCCAGCUGGCACAGCUGCCUUCCCACUCAUCACCCGUCGUCGUCCACGCCGCCCUGGGAAGCCCUGGUGGGAUGCAGCCUGUGCGCAGGCAGUACAGGACCGUCGCCAGGCUUGGAAUCAGUGGCGUAGGACCCCCACUAUCCAGGCUGGCCGUGCUUACCGCCGCCUGGACGCUAUCUGUGCCAAGACCAUCCUCAAGGCAAAGCGAAAUGCAUGGGACCUGCACUGCUCCACUCUCUCCUUCCGCUCCUCUCCCAAGAGUACCAUGUCCUUUCUCCGCUCCGUGGAGGGCAAGUUGGUAUCUCAGAACAUCCCAGUUUCUGAUGAUGAUUCUACCCCACUGGCUGACCCUGAAAAAGCAAAAAUCUUGUCAGAACACUUCCACCUCAAGAUUGGUUUACCUCCUCCUCUUCGUCCGCCUCCAACCCUUACUUCAGUUAUUGAAACUGCCGUCUCCUCUCCAGCUCUCCCAUCCCUUGCUCAACCAUUCAAGCCUCAUGAACUCUCCUCAGCCUUAGCUACAUUAAAACCCGGUAAGGCGCCAGGCCUUGAUAAAGUCCCAUACGACUUCAUCCGCCACCUCACCCCACCCCUACGUGCCUGCCUCCUUCAACUAUACAACAGCAGCUGGCAAUCGGGGCAGUUUCCAUCCACCUGGAAACCCGCCAUCCUCAUCCCCAUCCACAAGCCUGGAAAGGACCCUACACUCCCUUCAGCAUACAGGCCCAUCAGCCUCCUCUCCUGCAUCGGGAAGCUGCUGGAGAGGUUAGUCAACACCCGCCUCACCUGGUGGUUAGAAGCUAACAACAAGCUAGCAGAGGAGCAAUGUGGCUUCCGCCCUCACCGGAGUACCCUGGAUGUGCUGGGGCAAAUUGAGUAUCACAUCUGUGACACUUACCGCCAGCGUCAAGUCAUGACGGCCCUCUUCCUUGACCUGGAGGGAGCAUUUGAUUCGGCACCACAUGAGGGCAUCCUGUACAAGCUGGCACUCAUGGGCAUCACUGGCACCACCCUUGCCUGGGUGCGCGACUUCCUCACCGGUCGCUCAUUCCAAGUGGCUGUUGGUGCAUCACUGUCACCUUCCCAAGGAAUUCAUCGUGGCGUACCUCAGGGAUCCAUUCUUAGCCCCCUUCUGUUCAAUGUUCUUCUCUCUGACCUACAGGUUCCUACCCACUCUCACCUUCUCCUCUAUGCUGAUGACAUUACCAUCGUCAGUCGAGCACCCACACUUUCCGAGGCUCAGGACCACCUGCAGGAGGCUGCCACCGCCUUGGGUGCAUGGAUGACAACCUGGGGCUACAAUGGGGAGGCUGUUCCAUACUCAACCUCACACACCCUCCUCGGACUGCGGCUGGAUGGCCCUCGCCUCUCCUGGGUAAAUCACAUCAGUUAUCUCCGCACCUCCUGCAACAAACGCCUGGAUGUGAUGAAGCGAAUAGCUGGCAUCCGCUGGGGAGCCAGUCGUGACCUGCUCCUCCACUACUAUAAGACCACCAUCAGGGCCAAAAUGCAGUAUGCCAGCUGCUUCUAUGGGUCAGCUGCCUACUCCAACCUCCUCAAGCUUGACCCCAUUCAGAACGCUGCCUUGAGGAUCUCUAUGGGGGCCAUGAGAUCCUCCCCAGUUGUUUCUCUACAAGCAGAGAGUGGUAUUCCUCCACUGUCCACCCACAGACGGAUGACCUUGUGCCAACAAUACUACAGGAUACUGGGCCUGCCUGCUUCCCACCCCUCUCUACCCUCCACUCCAACUCAGGGGUGGAUCAGCAAGCUCCUGUAUGGCUCCCGCUGCCCGUCAGCCACUAAUACAGCAGCCCACUUCCAACAGCUGGACCGGUCCAUUUAUCACCACCACCUCAAGAUCUACACGGACGGCUCCAGAGAUGCUUCCCUGCCCUCCUCGGCAGCAGCUAUAUAUGACGCCAGUACAGCUAUCUGUAAGACAUGGAGGCUUCCUGAGUACACAGAUGUCCUUACCACGGAGCUCUUUGCCCUUCUCCAGGCCCUCAUCUACCUCCGCACCUCUCACCCGAAGUCCAUGGUGUGGGUGCCUUCCCACAGCGGCAUCCGGGGGAAUGAGGUGGUGGAUGCUGCUGCCAAGAUGGCCUUAACCCAUGUAAACAUUACCCCCCUACCCCUCCAGCUUCAUUCUGCCAAACGGCUCAUAUCUCGCCUCUGCCACUCAUCCUGGGACUCUUCACUCAACAACGCACUCCGAGUCACCUCUAUGGGCCUUUACCGUAGCGACUCAUCUCCACAGCCUUGGGUCAGGAAACAGUCCCGCAUCCUAGAUGUAGCACUCACCCGCCUCCGUCUGGGCCACACAAGACUCACAGCACACCUGCAUCGCCUGGGUCUAUCACCGGACCCCUACUGCCCCUGGUGCAGGACGGUCGAGGAAACCAUCGAACACUUCCUCUUACACUGCCCCCGCUUCCACUCACACCGUGUUGUGCUUCGUGAUCACCUUGUUGCUUUGGGUGUGUCUACAUUUGACCUGCCCACCCUGCUGGCGGCGGCAGGCGUCCACUCCUCACACCAAGCUACGGUUCUGCGCCUCACCUGCGUCUUCCUGAAGAAGUGUGGACAACUACCCCGCCUGUGA
Molecule: messenger RNA, 2937 nt
Organism: Portunus trituberculatus (swimming crab)
Lineage: Eukaryota; Metazoa; Arthropoda; Malacostraca; Decapoda; Portunidae
Exons: 5
Coding region: 1-2937 (978 amino acids)
Molecular function (GO): nucleic acid binding
Source: RefSeq, a predicted model, not a curated record